CCUUUAAAUACCGUCGCUUUAUGCAUAUAGCUGUAUUCAAAUAUUUCUGAUUAUGCCUCUAAAUUAAUUGUACCGGUCAGGUUAGAAAAUCAUAGGAACUUUAUUCCGUACGUUGUUUCCAGAGGACUGUUUCAAAGACGGACGGCUGCAGCCAGCGUGUGAUUUUUUUCUUUUGUCGCAGUUGUCACUUAAGUUUUUAAACGAUUACCGGCAAUGACGCGCUUAAUAAAACAAACGGUAACCAUAAAGUAUUUCUGAGGCUUGUAAAACACGUCUAAGCGAUUCAGACGAAUGUGUUAAGCUAAAAACAUUACCGCGAGCUCGUGCCGUGCGCUUGUUUUUUUGUCGUACCGUCACGAGCGACGUGGAACUGAACUCACCAAAUUUUAUAAUCGUACGCAACAAGCAUGAAAUAGGUUUAUGAUUGUGCUUUACGGUUGACAGAGUGAUUAGGGUCGUGUUUACUAUGAAAGAAACCAUUCAAGCCGACAGCUAGGAAGAAGAAUGGGAUUUAACGUUGCAAGUCAUUUGUGAUGUAAAGAGACGAAAUGCACUGUUGCAAACUAGGAAUCUGAUUUUAACAUGUAGAUGACGUGAGCUCAAGCUCGUGAAAUAUUCGUGAAGAUAUUACGCUCUGAAAGCUCAAAGAUGAUGUACUCUUCACGGAGAAAACCUGUGCUGUAUUUCAAAGACGACAGAAGCUUUCUGUCGAGGAAAUGCACCGUCUGGAAGCUCUUUGGGCUCUGCAUGCUGUUUGUUUUGGGCUCUCUUCUCUGGGUGCAGAUGACUUGUUCAGGUGACAUGAGCCAGCCGGUUGGGUACGGACACCUCCCUCACCAGCCCUGUCCUGUAGAGAGACAGUCCUCGCCUGCUGAGGACCCUUCCUGGGGCCCUCACAAGAUGGCCCUCAUCGUGCCAUUCAGAGAGCGCUUUGAAGAGCUGCUUAUAUUUGUCCCUUAUAUGCAUGCUUUCCUCAACAAAAAGAAAAUACGACAUAAAAUAUUUAUUGUGAACCAACUGGAUCACUUCCGGUUCAAUCGGGCUUCUCUUAUUAACGUCGGGUUUAUGGAAAGCGGUAAUGACACGGACUACAUUGCAAUGCAUGAUGUGGACUUGCUGCCUCAAAAUGAGGAUCUGGACUAUGGAUUCCCGAACGAGGGUCCCUUCCACGUGGCCUCGCCAGAGCUUCAUCCCUUAUAUCAUUAUAAGACGUAUGUUGGAGGAAUCCUGCUGCUUACCAAGAAGCAUUAUCAGCUGUGCAAUGGGAUGUCAAACCGCUUCUGGGGAUGGGGAAGAGAAGAUGACGAGUUUUUUAGGAGACUUAAAACAGCGGAUCUGAAGCUUUUUAGGCCCUCGGGUAUUACUACAGGAACUAAAACAUUUCGCCACAUCCACGAUCCAGGCUGGAGGAAGAGAGAUCAGAAGCGGAUCGCUGCACAAAAGCAGGAGCAGUUUAAGGUGGACCCAGAGGGUGGCCUGACUAACCUUCGCUACAAGGUGGAGUCCAGACAGGAAGUGACCAUCAGCGGCGCUCCAUGUACUGUCAUCAACACCUUUCUAGAGUGUGACGUCAGCCUGACCCCGUGGUGCCAGUCCAGCUAAUAUACUCAAGCAGGACCCGUAAAGCUGGAAUGAUUCACAUUCUCCUUCCGUGGCGGCCGGAAGGCUUUCUCAGAUUACUGGUGCCAGUCACACUUGAAAAAUCCCCCUGAUCGGCUAACCAAAAGGACUUGAAUAUGUGACUGUGGGAUAAUAACGUUCUCUAAGUUUUAUUUUUAUAGGACAGUGUUGUCGGCUUCAUCUAUGAUGAAGCGCUGCCUCAUUUUUGAACUGAACUAUGGACCAAUGUCAGGUACUGCGCUGAGUUUGCAUCGUCUACAUUUCAAAUAUGAGCAUCCAAAUGUCCGGUUUUUAAAGAUGAGUUUUAUAAUAUUUUAGUUGUAGCAGUGGCCUGUUUUGGACUGUUUCUCUUAGUGCAAUUGUGAGUAUUUUGCUCAGCCAUGUCUUGACAGAAUUCGGUUUCUUUUCGCUUGAAUUCAAAAUCAUGUCUUGAAAAGAAUAUAUACAUAUAUAUGAGAAAGGGUUUCGAGGGUACUUGGAUUGUAUUUGCACAUUAUCCAGUAUUUAUAUAAAAGCAAAGGUCUCCUAGUUUCAGUCUUUGUACUUUUCUCCCGUGUUUCAGGUGCAUGGAAUGCUGUUACGACUUACACUCACAGGAUUGUAUAUAGAUCUUAUCGAGGGGUGAGAGCCAGAAGGGCGUAAGUGACAUUAAAAAAAUAAAAAAAUAUUUUUUAAUUAAAUAAAAAAAGUCACUUGCGCCUUUUUUGCACCAAUGUUUUAUUCAAUUUUGUGUAUAAAAACAUGGGCGCAUCUGCUGACAAUAUGAACAAAACAUUACAUUAAUGAGUUUAAAAGAAAUAACAAUCCAUUGUGAUCGAAUAAAAUAUCACAUUAAAAAAGCCCUUACAUCAAAUGAGUUUACUGAAUGUGAUUAAUUUUACUGAAAUACGUAAUAAUCUCAGGCACUUAACAAUUUGUUCAAAUGGUUGAUUGAAAGCCUUUACAGAUGACUUCCCUAGUGAAAAAAAAUAAAUAUGCAAAAAUGUAUUUGAAAUACAUUUAUUUCAUGCUAUACUAGAAAUACAUUUACAUAUUAUUAUUGUAUCACUAAACUGGUGUACUUAAAGUUAGCUAAAUUGGAACAGUUCAUUUUGUAAUUAAUGCAUUUGAUUAAUAAGAAAGUGCUGAAGUCUAACUAAAGAUAUACUGAAGUAUAUUUGAUUGUGCUGAAAAUGUAACUAUUGCAAGUAUACUUCAGGCUCAAUUUAAAUAUGCAUUUAAAGGCCGAUAUUAUUUGAAGAUCUUACAGACCUCAUCAAUAGUGACAUUAAAACACAUUUUAGGCUUAAUAUUGAGAAAUAUGCAUUGUGCAUAAGUAGAACUCCAAAUAAAGUUUAAUUAUAAUUUUUAUAUCAGUAAGUAUCGAGUGAUAUGUAAGUAAAUAGACAAUAAAUAAAGUGAAUAAAAUGUAAAUGUAUGUAAAAAAAUAUGUAAAUGUAUUUGUAGCGUACUUAGCGUGUAAUAAAUGUAUUUCAAAUAGAUGUUAGUAUAUUUAUUUUUCACUAGGGACAUACUAUCAGAAUGUAAGUUACUACCCGCUAGCUGGCUACACCUCACUGACAAUGAAUUCUGGAUAUUUAAUUUUCUCCCUCAUCAUCCAGCUCACAAAAUAAGGUUAAUAUUACAUCUUCAGCAGUAAAAACUGGUUUCUUCUCAUGGUUCAUUUGUAAUGUAUAUCUAUUUCACCCAAAAUGUCUCUUACGCCCUUCUGGUUCUCACCACUCGUUAUGAACUGGAGGCAUGAAGCUAUAUCCAAAAAAACAUCUUGCAGUGCAAAUGUUAAUAAAAUUCAGACUCUACAUACUUUUAUUGGCAAUGCCUGAAAUUAAACUGAAUCAGUACUCUGUCCAAACUAAAGUGUUAUUUUGCCUGUAGCAUCAAACUGCUGCACAACUGCACAGAACGUUUGCCAAAAAAUAAAGAGAAUAUGACUCCA
This is a messenger RNA of Cyprinus carpio (common carp), 3556 nucleotides long. Its product is annotated as beta-1,4-galactosyltransferase 7-like. Gene Ontology annotation, molecular function: xylosylprotein 4-beta-galactosyltransferase activity. The record is from RefSeq and is a predicted model, not a curated record. Gene Ontology annotation, biological process: proteoglycan biosynthetic process; carbohydrate metabolic process. Lineage: Eukaryota; Metazoa; Chordata; Actinopteri; Cypriniformes; Cyprinidae.